Molecule: messenger RNA, 1554 nt
Organism: Melozone crissalis (California towhee)
Lineage: Eukaryota; Metazoa; Chordata; Aves; Passeriformes; Passerellidae
Gene: HPD
Product: 4-hydroxyphenylpyruvate dioxygenase
Exons: 12
Coding region: 210-1148 (312 amino acids)
Biological process (GO): L-tyrosine catabolic process
Cellular component (GO): endoplasmic reticulum membrane; Golgi membrane
Molecular function (GO): 4-hydroxyphenylpyruvate dioxygenase activity
Source: RefSeq, a predicted model, not a curated record
AACGAGGCCGCUUCAUCCACUUCCACUCCAUCACCUUUUGGGUCGGCAAUGCCAAGCAGGCUGCAUCCUACUACUGCAACAAGCUGGGCUUCGAGGAGCUGGCCUACCGCGGGCUGGAGACCGGCAGCAGGGAGGUGGUGUCACAUGUCAUCAAGCAGGACAAGAUCGUGUUUGUUUUCUCGUCCGCUCUGAACCCAGGGAAUGAGGAGAUGGGGGAGCACCUGGUGAAGCACGGGGACGGGGUGAAGGACGUGGCCUUCGAAGUGGAGGACUGUGACUUCAUCGUGCAGAAAGCCAAGGAGCGUGGUGCUGUGGUGGUGAAGGAGCCGUGGGUGGAGCAGGACAAAUUUGGGAAGGUGAAAUUCGCAGUGAUCCAGACGUACGGUGACACCACCCACACCUUGAUAGAGAAGCUCAACUACAAGGGCCUGUUCCUCCCUGGGUACCACCCACCCCUCUUCAAGGACCCCCUGCUGCCCAAGCUACCAAGUGGCAAGCUCAGCUUUGUUGAUCACGUUGUGGGGAACCAGCCUGACCUCCAGAUGGUGCCAGUGGCAGACUGGUACCAGAAGAACCUGCUCUUCCACCGCUUCUGGUCGGUGGAUGACAAGCAGCUGCACACCGAGUUCAGCGCCCUGCGCUCCAUCGUGGUCACCAACUACGAGGAGACCAUCAAGAUGCCCAUCAAUGAGCCAGCCCCUGGCAAGAAGAAAUCCCAGAUUCAGGAAUACAUUGAUUACUACGGAGGGGCCGGAGUCCAGCACAUCGCACUGAACACCCCCGACAUCAUCUCAGCGAUCACCAACCUGAAGCAGAGGGGCAUGCAGUUCAUGGAUGUGCCCUCCAGCUACUACCAGGUGCUGCGGGAGAGGCUCAAAACUGCCAAAAUCAAAGUGAAGGAGAACAUUGACAAGCUGGAGGAGCUGAAAAUCCUGGUGGAUUUUGAUGAAAAAGGCUACUUGCUGCAGAUCUUCACCAAACCAGUCCAAGACAGACCCACGGUGUUUCUUGAGGUGAUCCAGAGGCACAACCACCAGGGCUUCGGUGCUGGGAACUUCAAGUCUCUGUUUGAGGCCAUUGAAAUGGAUCAGGAUGCCAGAGGAAACCUGACUGUGCUGGAGCCCAACGGGGAGACCAGGAGGAUGUAGGGGAUGGCAGCAAGUGCCACCCUCAUCCCCAAGGAGCUGCAUCCCAAAUGAACUGGGAAACACCCCAUGUUUUGGUAAAUAGCCCAGACUGGAGUGCCACACACCCAGGGAAGCCACUGCCAAGCUGGACAAUGCAAAAGGAGCCAACAGCUCUCCCAGCCCAGCCCUGGCACUGCCCUUCUGUGACCUCCUGGGAGAUGGGGUGUGGGAAAUAGCAAACACACUCUCAAAAAGCAGCUUCAUCUGAUCCAAACCAUGGAAUUCUUAACAAAAGGGCAGGUUUAAGGCAUGUGCCAAAGACACGCAGCUACAGAGGAAGACAGAAGAAACAACUGGGAGUGCUCAAAUUCAGUCUGCCCAAAGUUUUAAUUUUAGCUACACGGGAAGCUGCAACAGCAGGGAGGCG